Messenger RNA from Stereum hirsutum FP-91666 SS1, 546 nucleotides. RefSeq names its product ankyrin. Gene Ontology annotation, molecular function: protein binding. The annotation marks the transcript as partial. The record is from RefSeq and is a predicted model, not a curated record. The transcript has a single exon. NCBI's taxonomy places the organism in Eukaryota, Fungi, Basidiomycota, Agaricomycetes, Russulales, Stereaceae.
CAGCUGCUGCUAGAGAAGGGGGCCGACGUGAACGUGCAGGGUGCAUACUACGGCAAUGCACUCCAGGCAGCGUCGUUCAGCGGUAAUCAUGCCACAGUGCAGCUGCUGCUCGAGAAGGGGGCCAAGGUGAAUGCGCAGGGUGGAUACUUUGGCAAUGCACUCCAGGCAGCGUCGUGGAGAGGUAAUAAUGCCACAGUGCAGCUGCUGCUCGAGAAGGGGGCGGAUGUGAAUGCACAGGGUGGAGGCUAUGGCAAUGCACUCCAGGCAGCGUCGUCCAGCGGUAAGUAUGCCACAGUGCAGCUGCUACUCGAGAAGGGGGCCGAGGUGAAUGUGCAGGGUGGCAGAUACAACAAUGCACUCAAUGCAGCGUCGGAAGGCGGUCACCAUCAUAUUAUGAAAUUACUGUUACAGAAUGGAGCAAUCAAGGUGAGCACCAGUAGCUUGGGGAACAACAUCAAGACACCCGAAGACCACUCACAUGAUGGAAAAGACGCGGAAAGUAUCCCCGGUGAAGAAGAAGGGAUUCCGGGUGAUGAUGAAAUAUGA